AUUUAGAGACGUUCUUCGCCGAGAGUCGCCGCGGUUUCCUGCUUCAACAGUGCUAGGACGGAACCCGGCGCUCGUCCCCCACCCCGGCCGGCCGCCUACAGCCAGCCCUCCGUCACCUCCACACCGCGUCCUCGGAUCGUCCCAAGGCCCCCGCCUCUCCAGCGCCGCGCAGCCACCGCCGUCGCCGCCUCUCCUUAGCCGCCGCCGCCUCUCCUUAGCCGCCGCCAUGACGACCUCAUCACCUUCGCAGGUGCGCCAGAACUACCACCAGGAUUCAGAGGCCGCCAUCAACCGCCAAAUCAACCUGGAGCUCUACGCCUCCUAUGUUUACCUGUCCAUGUCUUACUACUUUGACCGAGAUGAUGUGGCUUUGAAGAACUUUGCCAAGUACUUUCUUCACCAGUCUCAUGAGGAGAGGGAACAUGCCGAGAAACUGAUGAAGCUGCAGAACCAACGAGGUGGCCGCAUCUUCCUCCAGGAUAUCAAGAAACCAGACCAUGAUGACUGGGAGAGCGGGCUGAAUGCGAUGGAGUGUGCAUUACAUUUGGAAAAAAAUGUGAAUCAGUCACUACUGGAACUGCACAAACUGGCCACUGACAAAAAUGACCCCCAUUUGUGUGACUUCAUUGAGACGCAUUACCUGAAUGAGCAGGUGAAAUCCAUCAAAGAAUAGGGUGACCACGUGACCAACUUGCGCAAGAUGGGAGCACCCCAAUCUGGCUUGGCAGAAUAUCUCUUUGACAAGCACACCCUGGGAGACAGUGAUAAUGAAAGCUAAGCCUUUGGCUAAUUUGGCUAAUUUCCCCAUAGCCACAGGGUGGCUUCCUGGUCACCAAGGCAGUGCAUGCAUAUUGGGGUUUCCUUUACCUUUUCUAUAAGUUGUACCAAAACAUCCACUUAAGUUCUUUGUACCAUUCCUUCAAAUAAAAAGAUUUGGUACCC
Messenger RNA from Callithrix jacchus (white-tufted-ear marmoset), 942 nucleotides. The record is from RefSeq and is a predicted model, not a curated record. NCBI's taxonomy places the organism in Eukaryota, Metazoa, Chordata, Mammalia, Primates, Cebidae.